Enterobius vermicularis (human pinworm) is the source of this 1860-nucleotide messenger RNA. The record is from the annotation of a GenBank genome assembly. Lineage: Eukaryota; Metazoa; Nematoda; Chromadorea; Rhabditida; Oxyuridae.
AUGCGUCCUAAUACUGCUGUUCAUAAGGCAGCCUUUUAUGGGAUGGUGGUGCCGUUGGGUGCCGGUCAGGAUGUUGGACGGAGUUGCAUCUUGCUGUCGAUUGGUGGGCGAAACAUUAUGCUUGACUGUGGUAUGCAUAUGGGCUACAGCGACGAAAGAUGCUUUCCGGAUUUUUCGUUUAUUAGCGGUAAUGCACCUCUGACAAACUAUAUUGAUUGUGUCAUUAUUACACAUUUUCAUCUGGAUCAUUGUGGGGCUCUGCCGCAUAUGAGUGAAACUGUAGGAUAUAAUGGACCUAUAUAUAUGACGUAUCCCACUAAAGCGAUUGUACCGGUAAUGCUGGAGGACUACAGAAAAGUCCAGGUGGAGGCAAAAAACAGUCCUUUUUGUUUCACACAACAGAUGAUAAAAAACUGUAUGAGAAAGACGAUAGGAGUGAACAUUCAUGAAGAAGUUAAUGUAUUUGAUGAUCUCACAAUUUGUGCAUAUUAUGCUGGCCAUGUUCUUGGUGCAGCAAUGUUCCUCAUAAAAGUUGGAGAUGAAAGUGUUCUUUACACCGGAGAUUAUAAUAUGACUCCUGACCGCCACUUGGGAGCAGCACGUGUCAGGCCAGGUUUACGCCCCGAUUUACUAAUCACGGAGACUACGUAUGCUACUACUAUCAGAGACUCGAAACGUGCUAGAGAAGGCGAUUUCUUGAAGAAGGUUCAUGACUGCGUAAUAAACGGUGGAAAGGUGUUAAUUCCAGUAUUUGCAUUGGGUCGAGCACAGGAAUUAUGCAUACUGUUGGAUACAUACUGGGAACGGAAAAACCUUUCAGUUCCAAUUUAUUGUUCGCAGGGUCUAGCUGAGCGGGCAACACAGUUUUUCCGGUUUUUUACCACUUGGAUGAACGAGAAUAUGAGACGAUGUUUUUACGACAGAAAUCUGUUUGAUUACAAACACAUAAAGCCCUUUGAUAAUUCAUAUGUUGACUCUCCUGGUCCUAUGGUGUUAUUUAGUCCUCCAGGGAUGCUUCAUGGUGGGCAGUCACUACGCAUUUUUAAAAGGUGGUGUUCAGACCCAAAUAAUAUGAUCAUUAUGCCUGGCUUCUGUACCAGCGGUACUGUUGGUGCAAAAGUUAUUGCAGGCGAAAAACAGGUUGAAAUAGAUGGAGACAAAGUAGACGUUCGAUUAAGCGUUGAGUAUAUGUCAUUCAGUGCUCAUGCAGAUGCCAAGGGGAUUUUACAGCUGAUUCGUGCAUGUGAACCUAAGAAUGUAAUGUUCGUUCAUGGGGAAAAUGCGAAGAUGGAAUUUUUAAAAUCGCAAGUUGAGGAGCAGUUUAAAGUGAACGUAUACAAACCAGCAAAUGGGGAAUCUGUGACCAUCCGAACGAAGCCGAAAGUUGAAAUAAGUGUUCCUGUUGAUAUCAUUGAAAGGUCACUUUCCUUGGACCCGACUCCGAGUAAAAGAUUUUGUCCGUUCCAUGCAGUACUCACAUUAGACGCCGAGAUUUUGCAGAGGAAGGACCUGAACGUAAUAUCGGUUGAAGAUGCUGCAAAGCUUAUAGGCGUAAAACUCCACAAAGUGGAAUUCGUUAAUCGUUUUAAACCGCUUCUUCAAGAUAGAGAGCAGAUCUCAGAAUGCCUGAAACAGUAUGAUCCGAACUUAUCCCUAAAAGAUGAGUUCAGUUCUAAACGGCCUUGUUUCCAGAAUAUCAUUUUUAUGUUCGGUGGUGAAGUCUGUUUAAACUGGGUCGACGAGAAGGAAUGCCUUAUAGAAAUAGUCUACGAUGAAUCCCGAGAGCCAUGGUAUAAGGUCAUCAAAAGUGCCUUAACAGACCCUUCGCACGAUAUGAUCUCCGGAGUUUUCCGUUCAUAA